Molecule: messenger RNA, 412 nt
Organism: Corticium candelabrum
Lineage: Eukaryota; Metazoa; Porifera; Homoscleromorpha; Homosclerophorida; Plakinidae
Product: PDZ and LIM domain protein 7-like
Exons: 3
Coding region: 29-400 (123 amino acids)
Biological process (GO): actin cytoskeleton organization; muscle structure development
Cellular component (GO): stress fiber; filamentous actin; adherens junction
Molecular function (GO): actin binding; muscle alpha-actinin binding
Source: RefSeq, a predicted model, not a curated record
GCUAGCUAGACUGGUCUCCACUGCCGUAAUGGCAGAAACAGAAUCAUUUACGAUUGUCAUAGAAGGAGGAGCACCUUGGGGCUUUCGCCUGCAAGGAGGAAGAGAGUUUCGGUCUCCAUUGCGGAUAGCGGGGCUAACACCGGGAGGGAAAGCUAGCAAAAGCGGUUUGCUAGUGGGCGAUUAUAUACGAAGCGUGAAUAGUAUUGAGUGCGAUGGAUUGCGGCACAAUGAAGCGCAGAAACUGGUCAAAUCUGCUGGCAGAGUGCUCAACAUUUCCAUCUCCAGGGGCUCUGGACCUCCGCCAUCUCCAAGAGAGCCGUUGACACCGAUGCGAACUACAACGUUUCCUAUUCCACUGCCGGUUCAUUCAGUUGAGGUUAAUUUUAAUUCACUGUUGUAGUAUGACUACUCU